AUGUUAAGAUUGAUGAGUCAAUACAUUUUUUAAUUGAAUUUAUGGAAAUCAAUUAAGAAAAAAGUUUUUGAAGAAAAAUAUCUUUUAGCGCUGAUACCCACACAUAAUAAAUAAUUAACCUAAUUUAUUUAAAUAAUAACUAACCUAAUUUAUUCAAAUAAAUUACAAUAAUUAUAUUAGCAAAGAUGCUUAAAAUAGCUUCUAAACUUUCUUGAAGAACUAUAUGUUGUCGAAAAUAGCAUCACCUUAUCAUCUUUAAUCUUCAGAUGCUAUUAUUUCGGAAAUUUGAAGAAGCAUCUGAAUUUUAAAGCUAUGGUGUUUUAUAGCUAUGAUUUUAAUUAUUGUCACGAUUCAAUUUUACUAGCUAAAUUUUUAGAAAAGGAGUCAUAAUAGCAUGAGCAAUUAAAAAAUAACUAUAAAACUCUCCCAUACUCAUUAAUCAAAUGA
This is a messenger RNA of Tetrahymena thermophila SB210, 447 nucleotides long. RefSeq lists its product as hypothetical. Lineage: Eukaryota; Ciliophora; Oligohymenophorea; Hymenostomatida; Tetrahymenidae. The record is from RefSeq and is a predicted model, not a curated record. The transcript is spliced from 5 exons.